Messenger RNA from Owenia fusiformis, 601 nucleotides. The record is from the annotation of a GenBank genome assembly. Lineage: Eukaryota; Metazoa; Annelida; Polychaeta; Sabellida; Oweniidae.
CGUGUUUGUUUACAUAGUCCAAUAAAAUGCAACUUCUCAGAAGUUGAAGUCUGAACUGAGAGUAGGGUGUAGUUUUAAACUCACAAUAAAAGAAAUCGUCUACUAGAAACAAUUUUGAUGUUUUGCAACAGAGAACAAUGAUUAAUACGGCAGAGGUCAUGCUACAUUUCUGAACACAACAUAUAUCAGAGAUAAAAUCUUUAACCAAUAUCAAAAUGGCGAUGGCACGGGAGUCUACUGGUAAACGAAGGAGCUGCAUGCAGUUUGCAGACUGUGAGGACAGGACUACAGAACACAGGAAUCAGUUCAUACACAGUUCAGACAUACCUCCUUUUAUAGACUAUAGUGAUCGCCCCCCAUGUUGGUACUGGGAGACUUGCUAUAGGCAUGAAGGCACAGAACAUAUGACAAAAUAUCUUCAUCCCUGGGAGCUAGAAAACAGCUCAAUGUCAAGCUUGCCUAAAGAAGAAAGCCAACAACUGAGAGAUGCAUUAAACCAGUACUAUGAUAAAAAGGUCAAGAUACCACAUGAUGAGAUGGAAAGAAACAAGGCAAUUGUAGAAAAGGUAAAGAUGAUGAUAAAAGAUUAUUUUACAAAGAA